CUGCAUGCAGCCUCCCCAGGUUCAUAAGCCGGACGGCAUCGCCAGCGAGGAAGGAAGUCAACACCACCAUGACCGUGACACAAGCAGCGGACAUUUGCACCAAUUUCCAGGAACACAUAAUCAGUGAUGCUCAUCUGGGCUGGGCUUGAACACAGCAAUGUGUGCCUGUGUGACCCACGCCACCUUCUUUGUGGUGGUUCCCAUGAUGCAACUCUGUUUCACCGAUGCACGUCUACCGAGAGAGGCAAGUGCCAGGUACAGAUGCGGGUUGACACUUACAACUGGCAGAGAUCUCAUAUCUGGUGGCUCUCCACAUCUGGCACAACUGACAGGUACGCUCCUGCGCAACAGAAAGCGCAAGCGCCGCCCGUUUGUGUUAUAAAAAGCACGACCGUCCGUAACACUCUUUCCAUAUUGUUCAACGCUCUCGUCUCUCUUUUCACUCCACUCGCGCGAGGCAAGCUCCUCCGCCACCACUUUCAUUCAACUCUUCUUGUUGCUCGCACACUCGCUCUUGAACUGUUACAUCUACGCCCUUCACUUCCGGGACAACCGCAACCAACCACAGUCAUGGUCGUUACCACCUCCCUUAUCGCUGCUUGCAGCAUCUUUGCGCUUUCCUUCGCCGCUCCAAUUCACAACGCAGCUUCUCGCGCCAUAGUCGCACGAGACGCGUACAUCAUGUUUGGUGGAGAUGGCACAAUGGCCCUUGGCUGGCCGUCUCAGAAGCAGUGGCUGAGCUGGGACGACGCUUGGAAAGCGAGCCUCGACACUAUCCUGAACUCUUGCCAGGUCGAGGGCUGGGGCGAGAACAACAGCAAUGCCGAGACGCAGGCCAUCAAGGAUAGCAUCGUUGACGAGUCCAAGUCAUCGGGUAUCCCCAAGGAAUUCAUCCUCGCCAUCAUGAUGCAGGAGUCUAAGGGCUGCGUGCGAGCGCCCACCACGCGCUGGAGCCACGAUAACCCAGGUCUGAUGCAGAGCGCUCAAGGAACCGGCAGUUGCAACCCAGACGGCAACCCAAUCAGCCCUUGCUCCUCGACUAAGAUCCGUCAGAUGAUUCAUGACGGCACCAACGGUGAUGGCCUGGAGACCACCUUGACCCAGUGCGUGGCAGAUGCCGGCACCACCGAUGACAGCAAGUGGUACAAAGCCGCUCGCUUGUUCAAUGCCGGUAGGAUCACUGACAAUAAUCUUGGUAUUGGACCGACUCCAUGCUAUGCUUCUGACAUCGCCAACCGUCUCACGACUCCGCUCAACUGGAGCCCUUGCGACAACGCUGUCAUCGGCUCCCUAUCGAGUGCUCAGGGCACUAUUGCCAACGGCAACACCAACGAUGUCCCAGAAGAGGUGUCAGCGCCUGCGACUAUCGCUACUGCUGAGUACCCUACUGCGCCGGCUUCGACUCCUACGCCUAUUCCUACUCCUGCAACCGCUCCUAGUGUGUUCGUCGAGACUCCUGCUGCUGGCUCUACUAAGCCCGACCUCAUCAUCGAUGGCGUCGUGACCGGAUGCACCAACUACUACAUCCCUCAGUCUGGUAGCACUUGCGCCUCUGCUCCCAUCGACUUUGCAAUUCUUCGCUCUCUUAACACGCAGCUCAACUCUGACUGCACCAACCUCUGGGCUGGAUACGCCUACUGUAUUGCGGCCUAAGCUUUCGAUCUGGUUGUCUCAUAUGUUUGAUCUUUAAGAGGCUGAUUUCACACAUCUCGCUGAGCGCCGCUCGAUUCUGGCACAUGUGACUUUACUUCUACGCAUACCCGUUUAGCGACAUCCCGUCCUCACAGUAGUAGCAUUUUCUUUGCAGAGAUUUACAAGAUAUACGACGAAAAUGAAAGACAUGAUCAUGA
Molecule: messenger RNA, 1850 nt
Organism: Didymella exigua CBS 183.55
Lineage: Eukaryota; Fungi; Ascomycota; Dothideomycetes; Pleosporales; Didymellaceae
Exons: 3
Coding region: 127-1653 (508 amino acids)
Source: RefSeq, a predicted model, not a curated record